AUGAUCACGAAUUUCUUCAAGCCUCAAGCUCCUUCAAAUACUACUCCUAGCUCUCCUUUGCCAAGUUCUUCGUCGCCUGUCAAUCUUUUCAAUGCAUCGGAUAAUGACAAAGUGUUGGCCGAUUUGGAUCUUAAAUCAGAUCCUACUGAAAGAAAACAAAUGUCGAAAUUUUCUCCUAAUAUACGUGACCGAGUGAGGAGAUAUUACAUACUAAAGAAACCUUGCCAACCUGAAGAAUUUGAAUUUCCAAGUAGAGAUAUUGGAGGAGAAUUGCGUCGUUUUAAUCCCGAUUGGUUUGACGAUCCAUAUUCUCAAUGGUUAGAAUAUAGUGUUAAAAAAGAUGCAGCAUUUUGCUUAUGUUGUUACUUGUUUAAAAAUGAGCUUGGAGGAUAUGGAAAAAAAGUAAGUGAUGCUUUCACAACGAAAGGUUUUCGAAGUUGGAAUAAAGGUAUAGAAAGGCUUAAAAAGCAUGUGGGUGAAGUGAAUAGUGUUCAUACUCGAUGUUUCAUGAUGAUGCUAGAUUUAAUGAAUCAAGAACAAUCUAUUCUAACUUCAUUUGACAAGCCUUUCGAGAAAUUUAAAGGUGAUUAUCGGGUUCGCUUGAAUGCUUCGGUUGAUGUGAUAAGGUAUUUUUUGAAAGAAGAAAUGCCUUUUCAGGGUCACAAUGAGUAUGUAACUUCUACUAAAAUAGGCCAUUUUCUAGAUCUCUUAAAGUGGUAUGCGGAUAAGAUGGAAGAUGUGAAAAAUGUGGUACUAGAAAAAGCUCCAAAAAAUAACACCACGACUUCUCCCGAUAUCCAAAAAGACAUUGUGAAUUCUUGUGCAAAAGAAACAGUGAAUGCAAUUAUUGAAGACUUGAACGGAGAUUACUUUGGGAUAUUGGUUGAUGAGUCUAAGGAUGUUUCUCAUAAGGAACAAAUGGCUCUUGUCUUGAGAUAUGUAAACAAGGAGGGUAAAGUUAUUGAGCGAUUUCUUGGUCUUGUUCAUGUGAAAGAUACAUCUGCAAAGUCAUUGAAAGAAGCGAUCUAUUCUUUGCUUUUAGACCAUUCUUUGAGUCGAUCUCAAAUACGGGGACAAGGUUAUGAUGGAGCUAGUAACAUGCAAGGAGAAAUUAAUGGUCUUAAAACUCUGAUUCUGAAAGAUAAUUCUUCGGCAUAUUGCGUACAUUGCUUUGCUCAUCAAUUGCAAUUGACUCUUGUAGCCGUUGCAAAAAAACAUCAUGAUGUGAAUAAUUUUUUUGACAUUCUUGCCAAUGUUUUAAAUAUCGUUGGAGGUUCUUUUAAGCGUAGGGAGAUGCUUCGAGAUGAUCAAGCUGAAAAAUUAGAGGAAUUACUAGUGCUCGGUGAAGUUCAUACGGGAAGUGGAUUAAAUCAAGAACUUGGACUUCAAAGGCCUGGUGAUACCCGUUGGGGAUCUCAUUUUAAGAUGGUACGUAACUUCAUUUCCUUAUUCUCAUCAAUUGUGCAUGUACUUGGAGUUCCUGCAAAUGAGGGUGCAAAUUAUCAUGAGAAAGCAAUGGCAAAAAGUCUAGUGGAAGACAUUAGAUCUUAUGAGUUUAUCUACAUGUUGCAUUUGAUGUUGAAAAUUUUGGCGAUUACAUAUGAUUUGAAUAUGUCUUUGCAACGAAAAGAUCAAGAUAUUGUUAGUGCUAUGAAGCUUGUUGAUUUCACAAAAAGAAAAUUGCAAUCGAUGAGGGAAUCUGAAUGGAAUUCUUUGGUAGAAGACGUCUCCUUAUUUUGUGAAAAGAAUGGUAUUAUGAUCCCUGAAAUGGAUGAGAAGUAUGGUCUUGGAAAGUCGAAGCGUAAAAGCUCAAGUGUUAUCUAUUCUUAUCAUUUGCGUGUGGAAGUUUUUUAUGCUGUUAUUGAUUUGCAACUUUCAGAGCUUAACAAUCGUUUUAGUGAAGUGAAUACUGAUCUACUUCUUGGCAUGGCUAGUUUGAGUCCCGAGAAUUCUUUUGCAAAUUAUGAUAAAAAAAAAAAAGAAUCAUGA
Messenger RNA from Lycium ferocissimum, 1989 nucleotides. RefSeq lists its product as uncharacterized. The record is from RefSeq and is a predicted model, not a curated record. Bases 1 to 1989 code for a protein of 662 amino acids. NCBI's taxonomy places the organism in Eukaryota, Viridiplantae, Streptophyta, Magnoliopsida, Solanales, Solanaceae. The transcript has a single exon.